CCAUCGCUAUUGUUGGGCUCUGUGUGUGCUUUAAAAGCAACUGUCGCGUGGCUCGAGGCUUCAACUCUUUUUUUCCACCGUGACAGGACUAGCGGUAGGCGCGCAUCGAACAAGCGUACAACUCACAGAGACGAACAGCCGCUCUCAGAAAUCGAGACUGCGCACAAAUCUUCGUUAUUCCUUCUGCUUUAAGGUCACGUCAUCAACAAAUAUCGAAAUGCGCGCGAUCCUUAAGCUUAUCGCCUGUGUGGUGAUGCUACACUGCGUAUUAUCAGUGCCUGUUGAUACCAAAAAAGAGGACAAAUCACUUAUCACCGGAAGGGCCUCAAUGCUUGGCAGGUUCGAACCGAUUGUAAACUCUGUCGUAGUUCCAUUUCUUGUAGCAACCGGCGUUGUGUCACUCGUGCGAAUGGUUCCCGGCGUCGUUUCAUCUCUGCCUGGAAUGUUGGGCUUCGCCAAAAGGACUGGGUACGAGGGUGUUGCAGGUCUUGGAGGAGAGCAGGUGCCGAAGGAGUUUUAUGACAUAAUGACAAUGUUGGAUAAUGCUGCCAUUCGCUAUGGACAACCCGUGUCAGCUGAUCCCACGGCUGCCGCUUCUCACCGUCAGCCUGUGACUUCUGUUUCGCAAGCCUACCCCUAUCAGGCGUAUCAGGCAUACUUGGCCCAACAAGCUCAGACACAAGCAAACCAAGCUGCGCAGGCACAGGCGACUGCUGCACAAGCGCAGGCCGCUGCUGCCCAGGUUGCACAAGCAUCACAGGUCCAGAAGGCUCAAGCGACAGCGCGCCAACACCAGGGUUGAAAAUAGAACCACAACAACAUCAACGACAAUUAUGGAACUAGCCCCCCACCCCCAC
Varroa destructor (honeybee mite) is the source of this 857-nucleotide messenger RNA. RefSeq lists its product as uncharacterized. The record is from RefSeq and is a predicted model, not a curated record. Lineage: Eukaryota; Metazoa; Arthropoda; Arachnida; Mesostigmata; Varroidae.